UCUCUCUCUCUCUGCCCAUUUGAAUUUCGCUCAAUCUCCGACGCGCGGGAAUUUCAGAAGAGCUCAACGGCCUGUUGAAAUUCACAAGUGAAAGUUUGAAGUUUGAACACCAACCUAGAUUGGAAGAUGUCAAAUGUGACAGUCUGUGUGCGGUUUAGACCUUUGAGCUUGAAGGAGAAGAAAGUUCAUGGGGAUAGUGUUUGCAUCACUUGCUUAGACAGAGAGUCCUUUAUAUUUAAGGAUGAAAAGGAAGAAGAUCUUCCAUUUUGCUUUGACAGGGUGUUCUAUCAAGAUUCUGCUCAGGCAGAUGUCUAUGAGUUUCUUGCUCUACCCAUAGUUCAAGACACUGUCAAGGCAAUAAAUGGAACAAUCAUUACCUACGGACAGACUGGAGCUGGGAAGACAUACAGCAUGGAGGGUCUUGGCAUCUUAGACUGUGAUGAAAAUAAAAAAGGACUACUUCCGCGAGUUGUUGAUGGACUUUUUCAGUGCAUAAAUUCUUCUCCUGAAGACAUCAAGUAUGCUGUAAAGUUGUCAAUGGUUGAGAUAUACAUGGAAAAAGUGAGAGAUCUUUUUGAUUUGUCAAAAGAUAACGUCCAAAUUAAGGAGAAUAAGAGCCAAGGCAUAAUUCUUUCCGGAGCGUCAGAGAUGCCUAUCCUGAAUACUGAAGAAGCUUUGAAAUGUCUUUCUCGUGGUAUCUCUAAUAGAGCUGUUGGGGAGACACAAAUGAAUGUAUCCAGCAGUAGAAGCCACUGUGUGUAUGUGUUUUCAGUUCAGCGAGAAUCUGCAAUAGAUAAGAGGGUGAAAACCGGAAAACUUAUUCUUGUGGAUUUAGCUGGUUCCGAGAAGGUAGAGAAAACUGGUGCUGAAGGUAAAGUUCUUGAGGAGGCCAAGAACAUCAACAAGUCCUUGUCAUCUCUUGGAAAUGUUAUCAAUGCAUUGACAAAUGGCAGAGGGAAUCACAUACCUUACCGUGACUCUAAGCUGACUCGGAUUCUUCAAGAUGCACUGGGAGGGAACUCCAGAACAGCACUUCUCUGCUGUUGCUCUCCUAGCUCAUCAAAUGCAUCAGAGAGCCUGUCUACCCUUCGUUUUGGCACUAGAACAAAGCUUAUAAAGACCCCACCAAGAACCAACACUAAUGAUGCUAAUGACGGCAAAGCCUUCUUGCUGCAAGUUGGUGACCAUCAAAUUGAGAACAGUUCUUGCGAGAUGACUUCAGAUGAUGCCUGUGAGGACACGCAAGUUACUGUGCGUCAAUCACUCACUGACUCACGUGACAAAAUAUUGACAAAGUUAAGGGAAAAUCUCAAAGAGGAUGAUGUGAGACUCUUGGAGGAGCUCUUUAUAGUGGAAGGCAUUUUCUUCAAUCCUAGUAAUACAGAAGAGUUUGAAUCAGCAUGUGACGAUAUCAUCUGGCAAACUGUUUCAGCACUGGAACGGACUGUGCAAGAGCUCAGGGAUGAAGUGGAAGAGCUUAAUAAGGAGAAUUACAAGCUGAAGUCUGAACUGGCUGGAGCUAGUACGUGGAGUUCAACUUCAGUUGCUGCUGAAGGGAAAAAGAAUCACUUCACCUGGGCGAUAAGCAUCGUUAGCCUGGCAAAUUCCUUAAUAUGGCUGUUCUCUAUGUUCCUUUUCAAGCCAUAAAUGCUAUGUUUAUGAUAACCAAAAAUAGCGCACAACAGCUUUGGGC
Messenger RNA from Dioscorea cayenensis subsp. rotundata (Guinea yam), 1693 nucleotides. RefSeq names its product kinesin-like protein KIN-1. Gene Ontology annotation, molecular function: ATP binding; microtubule binding; microtubule motor activity. The transcript is spliced from 17 exons. The record is from RefSeq and is a predicted model, not a curated record. NCBI's taxonomy places the organism in Eukaryota, Viridiplantae, Streptophyta, Magnoliopsida, Dioscoreales, Dioscoreaceae. Bases 127 to 1647 code for a protein of 506 amino acids. Gene Ontology annotation, biological process: microtubule-based movement; mitotic spindle organization.